Molecule: messenger RNA, 1908 nt
Organism: Penicillium riverlandense
Lineage: Eukaryota; Fungi; Ascomycota; Eurotiomycetes; Eurotiales; Aspergillaceae
Exons: 2
Coding region: 1-1908 (635 amino acids)
Molecular function (GO): long-chain fatty acid-CoA ligase activity; long-chain fatty acid transmembrane transporter activity
Source: RefSeq, a predicted model, not a curated record
AUGCCGUGGCCCUUGAGCAUCACCCUCCCUGCCACCGCGGCGACGAUGGCCUACCUGAACGCAAGAUGGUCACUCUUCUACGAUUUCAGCCUGAUCGGCUCCCUGCUCAAGAUCAGAAUGACAUCGAACGCCGCCGAGCGUGGCGAUCGCCUCAACCUCUUCUACGUCCUGGAAACCCAUGCGCUCGCCUCGACCACCGCCGACCUCCCGUUUAUCGUGUACAACGGUCGCUCCUGGACGUUUCACGAAACCUAUAUCAUGGCCCUGCGCUAUGGGGCUUGGUUCAAGAAGGUGCACGGCGUGCGGCGCAAGGAGAUCGUCGCCAUCGACUUCAUGAACUCGUCCACGUUCCUGUUCAUGGUUGUUGGGCUCUGGAGUAUCGGCGCCGUCCCAGCCUUUAUCAACUAUAACCUGGCCGGCAAGCCGCUGACUCACUCGGUCCGCACAUCUACGGCGAGACUGCUGGUGGUGGAUGAGGAAGUCCGUAACUGCUUCCCGCCGGAGCAGCUGGAGACCUUUGCUUCUUCCGAUUUCCGUGACGGAAAGGGUCCCGUCCAGGUCUUGUUCUUUACCCCGGAGGUGGAGGCGCAGAUUAUGGCGAUGGAGCCCGCGCGCGAGGACGACAAGGUGCGCAGUGGGCUGGUGCCCCGCGACAUGGCCCUGUUGAUCUACACCAGCGGUACCACGGGUCUGCCCAAGCCGGCCAUUGUCAGUUGGAAGAAAUGCUGGAGUGGUAGUGUACAGUGCAUGCCUCUUUACCACUCAUCUGCAUCUGUCCUUGGAUUUGUGACAUGCCUGAUGAACGGAGCUACCUUGAUCCUAGGCCGCAAAUUCUCUGCGCGUGGCUUCAUGAAAGAGGCGCGUGAGAACGAUGCGACGAUCAUCCAAUAUGUUGGCGAGACCCUUCGGUAUAUCCUGGGUGCGCCGCCCGAGAUCGACCCUGUCACUGGCGAAGACCUGGACAAGAAGCAUCAGAUUCGGCUGGCAUUCGGCAACGGCCUUCGCCCAGACAUCUGGAAUCGGUUCAAGGAUCGAUUCAACAUCCCCACGAUCGCCGAGUUCUAUGCCGCCACAGAAGGCACCACUGGCGCGUGGAAUAUCUCGUCGAACGAUUUCGCCGCGGGUGCCAUUGGCCGCAACGGUUUGAUUGGAAAUUUCAUUCUUGGUCGCGGCUCGGCCAUUGUGGCAGUGGAUAUGGAAACCCAGGAACCGUGGCGCGAUCCCAAGACGGGUCUGUGCAAGCGUGUUCCUCGCGGCGACCCCGGGGAGCUGCUGUUUGCCAUCGAUGCCACUGACCCGGCCGAGGCCUUCCAGGGCUACUUCCAAAACCAGAAGGCUACGGAAAGUAAGAUCCUGCGGGACGUGCUCAAGAAGGGUGACGCCUUCUUCCGAACGGGCGACAUGGUCCGCUGGGACAAGGAUGGCCGCUGGUUCUUCUCGGACCGUCUGGGCGAUACCUUCCGGUGGAAGAGCGAGAACGUGUCCACCAACGAAGUCGCCGAAGUUCUCGGUGCUCAUCCAGAGGUGCAUGAAGCCAAUGUCUACGGCGUGGCUCUCCCCAACCAUGAUGGCCGCGCUGGAUGUGCGGCGAUCGUAUUCAACCAGCAGAUUCAGAACGGUAACGUGGACGGCCAUGCGCUAGAGCCUUCGCAGGCCACGCUGAACAGCCUGGCCGCACACGUUCUCAAGAACCUGCCCCGUUUUGCGGCGCCGCUCUUCCUGCGCGUCACGCCGGAGAUGCAGGCAACGGGCAACAACAAGCAGCAGAAGCAUGUUCUGCGCUCGGAGGGCGUGGACCCGGCGCUGGUCACGAAGAACGAUCGCCUGUACUGGCUUCAGGGCACUUCCUACGUGCCGUUUGAGGAGAAGGACUGGGUCCGGCUGACUGGUGGCCAGGUCCGGUUGUAA